CCAAUCACAGUGAUCACAUGGCACUGAUGAUCACUGUAGCCCCAUCAGUGCCAGCUCUCAGUGCCCAUAUGAGCUGCCUUUCAGUGCCACCCAUCAGUGCCAGUCAGUGCUGCCUAUCAGUGCCCAUCAGUGAUCCCUGUCAGUGCCCAUCAGUGCCACCUACCAGUGCCUCCUCAUCAGUGCCCAUCAGUGAUCCCUGUCAGUGCCCAUCAGUGCCACCUAUCAGUGCCCAUCACUGCAGCCUCAUUAGCGCACAUCAGUGAAAGAGAAAAAUCACUUUACAAAAUUUUUAUA
Staurois parvus is the source of this 294-nucleotide messenger RNA. Lineage: Eukaryota; Metazoa; Chordata; Amphibia; Anura; Ranidae. The record is from the annotation of a GenBank genome assembly.